GCUCCUUUUCCUACCGGCUGACCCGAGAUCCAUGCCUGGCAGAGCACGCUCCCAGAAAGCAGCCCGAUGACUCUAACCAGGCAGGAUUUCGGUGGGACGCUUCCGCGCCCCUGUGAGUUGGGCAUUGCCAGCAUGGAAUGCAGCAGCGGCAAAGAGGAAACCAUGCUGCAGUCCUUGGCAGCUGGAGAGCCCUUCAGGCCCGUGGAGCCCCCGAAGAAGGCAACAGGGAGGUUGGUGAUGCACAGCAUGGCCAUGUUCGGCCGAGAGUUCUGCUACGCCGUGGAGGCGGCCUUCGUCACACCUGUGCUGCUCAGCGUGGGGCUCCCCAAAAGCCUUUAUAGCCUCGUCUGGCUCAUAAGCCCCAUCCUUGGUUUUGUGCUGCAGCCUGUGGUUGGCUCGGCCAGUGACCACUGCAAUUCAGCCUGGGGCAAGCGGAGACCUUACAUCCUGGUCCUGGGCAUUAUGAUGCUGGUAGGGAUGGCUCUGUACCUCAAUGGAGAGACAGUUGUCUCAGGUGAGUAACUGAACACUUUGUUGAGCCGUGCAAAAUGCACCUUUGUGAAUCCGAAGAUAUGGGUGGGUGGGUGGGCCGAACAGUGGAUUCCCCUCCCACCCUCGAUUGAAAAUGCAAGCUUUCUCAACAAGUUUGAAGCAUGCAUAUUUGGUUAUGUGUCUGUGAAGGAUUAGCUAGCACCGUGAAAAUUAACUAAUGUGUGAAAUAAAAGACCUCUUGCACUACAGGGCUGAACCUUGUGUUUGAAGGAGGCUUGGACGCAAAUGCUGUUUGUAUUCUGCAUGCAUGUUUGAUACGACUGUUGCUGCCAGAGUCGCCUCUUUCCAGUCAUAGACAGGUUCCAGGAGUAAAGAAAAUAGGCAAAGAGCUAAUUUCAUUUUGAGACUAAUCAUUUUAAUCAUUGUUUAUUUCAUGAAAAAGUUGAACUAUGUUGUGAUUCCAUGAUGCAGAGGCUAAUACUGGCAGAAAGUUACAACAACAACAACUAUAAUAAUAAUAAUAAUAAUAAUAAUGGACAGGGUCUGUGAAGCACUUCAAAGUCCCAGUUAAUAAAACACAAAUGCUCUUAUUGAUUGUUCAAGUACUUCACAUACACCAGCAUGGUGUAGUAGUUAUAGUGUUAGACUAGGACCUGGGAGACCAGGGUUCAAACCCCAAUGCAGCUAUGAAGUUCAUUGGAUGACCUUAGGCCAGUCAAUCUUGGCCUAGGCUACCUCACAGGGUUCUUGUGAAGAUAACAUUGGAAGGAAGAGAAAUGUGUAGGCCACCUUGAACUCCUUGGGGGAAAGGUGGGAUAAAAAUGCAAUAAAUAAACAUCAGUAAUCCCUACAACAUCUUUUAGGAUCCCUAAAUUUAAGGUGCUUACAGCAGAGGCACUUAACAACAGGUAACUGGUUUUAUUAGAAUCAUAGAGCAGGAAGGGAUCUCAAAGGUCAUCCAGUCCAACCCUUGCCAAUACAUCCCUGAUGUGGUGGCUGGAUGACCACCUCUUUUGAGCUAGUCUGCUCCAUUCUCAGGAAGCUCUUCCUAAUGUUUAGUCAGAAACCCCUUUCUUGUAAUUUGAGUCCAUUAACUGUGGUCUUCCCUUCUGAAGGAACAAAAAGCAAAUUUGCUCCACCAUCUGCGUGGCAUCCCCUCAGAUAUAUAAAGCUUGCUUUCAUAUUGUCUCUUAAUUAAUCUCUUCUCCAUGCCCAGCUCCAUCAACCUAUCUUCAUAGGACUUGGUCUCUAGAACCCUCUAGACACUCUAGUUACUCGAUAGCCUUCUCAAACUGCAGUGCCCAUGUAAAUAAAACAAGCAGCUGUGGGUGCUUAUUUUACCACAAUUAAGGACCAAUUCACGACACAUUCUUUAGAGGCUUUCGAAAUGAGGAGCUUCCUGCAAUAACCUUGUGAGGUUCAGCAGUCAAGAUGACUGGGCUGUUAAAACGGGCUUUGAAACUUCUUUGAAAGUGCUCUGGUAGAUUAGAAAUCCAAUAGAUUUUUGACGCUGUUAACCCUACAUCCCUAGCCACUGACUCAGUAGUCAUCCUGCAGAAACAACAGGGAAUUCAAGAAUGGAGGUGUUGCAAUACAAUUUCCAAAGUGCUUGGGUCUUGCAUUUAAAUUGCCUUUGUCCCACUGCAAUCAAUUGAGUUAAAUGGAUUUUUACCAAGUGAGUUAAUACCAACUAAAGUGGUUCAAAGCCAGCUAUUCCCUUCCAGUGUGUGAUAAGAGUCUGUUGUGGAAAAUAAAAUAUAAUCAGGUGCCUAAUGAAGCCUUUGGUGUGUCCUGGCUCAACACAUAAAUCAACUUUGACUGUGUGAUUUCGGCUGCCAGCUUGCCACCCCGAGAUUGCGACUUCUUCAUCCCAAUGAAGCAGAAGACUUAAUGGCCUCCACUGCUCCAGACAGCUUCCCUCCGUCCUUUUGUUAUUUCCCUUUCUCAUCCAGGUGUAUCACACAGAAGGUGGAGCAAGGGAGUGGUGGGUGAACGGACCAGACCAGAGGGGUAGAAUACGUUUGGGAAAGAAAAGCUGCAAUGGUUGAGUCCCCAGCUUUGUUGGCCAUAAGAACAGUGAUAUAAUUGCCCUAACUGGAACCCAGCAUCCCCAUUCAUGUAACCGAAUACUGGAGAUAUUGCAGUGGUUUCAGGGGCAAGCUAUGGAGUAGGACUGAUGCACAUCAUUCAUGAGCUGGUACAUAUAAUGAAUUGGAAUGAUUUAGGAUGACAAAUGGGGGGGCGUUGAGGAGGGUCGUUUUACAGGGAACCAGGCAGAGGGCCUUCUCGGUAGUGGCACCCGACCUUCCCACCAGAUGUCAAAGACAAAAACAACUACCAGACUUUUAGAAGACAUCUGAAGGCAGCCCUGUUUAGGGAAGCUUUUAAUGUUUAAUAGACUAUUGUAUUUUAAUAUUCUGUUGGAAGCUGCCCAGAGUGGCUGGGGAAACCCAGCCAGAUGGGCAGGGUAUAAAUAACAAAUUAUUAUUAUUAUUAUUUUGGGGGUGAGUGAAAACUCCUGGGGGGCAGAGGCAGAAACACAGAUGCCAAAGAAGCAGCCUACACUCCAACAUUUCUCAGAUGAAAAUGUCCCUAUUUUCAUCUGAGGAAUGUUGGAGGGUAUGCAACUGGUACACAGAGGCAUACUGCCUUUGACAGUGCCGUGUAAGAGGAGUGAAAUCUCCCCUCCUGCACCUUACCUUCUCCCAGUCAGUUGCUCCAGCCAUACAUCUCUGUUCCUAGAUCCCUUCUGAAAGAGACUGGCACAGCCAGCUGCAAGGAAGUAAGGUACGAGUGGGUGGGGGUACAUUUUGGAAACUGCUGACACAUCUAAUGCACAAAAAUAAAAAAGUGAAAAUUGCUGCAAUCUUAGAACAAUCACAGAUUGAGAAGCCCCCAGCAUUCCUGUUAGAGCUUUCCUAUGCAAGCGAUGGCUUUUGUGAGCGAAGAAAGCAACAGAAAAUUGCAGCCGCAUUGGCCCUCAGUACUCCAUGGUGUCUAGGAAACGGCUGUAAAGUGAACCAAUUUCUUCUUUUGCAGCUUUGGUUGCAGACAGAGGCACCCAGAGGACUUGGGCUAUAGUUAUCACCAUGCUGGGAGUGGUGCUCUUUGAUUUUGCUGCUGACUUCAUUGAUGGUCCCAUCAAGGCGUAUUUAUUUGACGUCUGCUCUCAUCAGGACAAGGAGAAAGGGCUUCAUUAUCAUGCCCUCCUGACAGGUAAAAGUCAUAGCAUCUGAACGGUUCUCUUUCCCCUCCCUUUAAUCAUACGGCGCGAUGAGGGAGAGAGAAAGGUGGCAGCUGCCUGGAGUUCCUUCCUGUCUUCCCAUGCUUAAGCUUCUUGAACAAGUUGGUCAUCUGAUGCAGUGCUUCAGUAACAAGCAUUGUUUAACAGGUCAUCUUGUGACCGCUGUAGCUGCUACAGAGAGGAUCUGGAGGAACAGCUUCUUUUGAAAGAAGUAACAUCCUACAAUUAAAAUUGAAGCCAAACGAGCAAGAAUUUCCUCCUGCUUUUGGCAUGUAUUGGGUUGUUAUACUGUUCUGUUUUUGCAUAUUUGUACAGUGGUACAUCGGGUUAAGUACUUAAUUCGUUCCGGAGGUCAAAUUAACCUGAACUGUACUUAACCUGAAACUGUUCUUAACCUGAAGCACCACUUUAGCUAAUGGGGCCUCCUGCUGCCGCUGCACCGCCAGAACACGAUUUCUGUUCUCAUCCUGAAGCAAAGUUCUUAACCUGAAGCACUAUUUCUAGGUUAGUGGAGUCUGUAACCUGAAGCGUAUGUAACCUGAAGCAUAUGUAACCCGAGGUACCACUGUAUUUUCCGCAAUGGGAACUGAAACCCAGCAAAGGGCCAGAGAAGAUACAACAGCACAAGCUUUUUAAACCUGGAUUGUAAACUCCUAGUCACAUUGACUAUAGAAAGUGAGUCCCAAUGGGCUUAGUAAAAUUUACACCUCAGGAAACUAGAUGUGGACUCUGCUGCAUACUUAAAUACCGUUUAGAAGAGUGCAGUUGUCCCAUCCUCUUCCCACUCACCCCCAGUGUCUGGUGGGAAAUAAAUUUGCCUGUCAUGCCUUUUGAUAGUGCUGCUACCACAUGCAAUGCAGAGUUUGUUUUGCAUUUAGAUGUUACAAAUCUGCUUAUUAUGCCAUGCAAAUCCUCAAGACAUACAAAAGAGAUGCCAAGAAGUUUGGGACGGCGUGCACAUUGUACAUUUAAAGAACAGAAUACCUGCCCAAGAAUCCUGGCAACCGUAGCUUACCCCUCACAGAGCUGCAAUUUCCAGCACUCUUAACAAGCUACAGUUCCCAGAACUCUAUAGGGAAAGUUAUGUGCUUAAAGAAUGUAUGGUGCUGGGUAUUUGGCUUCUUUGGUUUAAUAUCUUUAGCCCUUCAAAGAAGAAUAAAUAUGAUUAUAUUAGGGAACCUGUGGUCCUCAAGAUGUUAGACCCAUAAUAAAUAUGAAUUUUCUCUUUUUAACUCAUCAGUAUUUAUUGACGUUUUGUUGGUGCUUCUAUGCAUACUGUUGUUGAUUUUAUUAUUAUAUGUUGGACACCAUCUUGAUAUUUUUUUAAAACAACAGUGUGGAUUUUAAAUAGAUAAAUAAUUCUGGGCUUAAAGAUUCCUGCAUCACAGAGGCUGGACUCGAUCACUAUUGUGGUCCUUUCCAACUACAGUGGUACCUCGGGUUAAGUACUUAAUUCGUUCUGGAGGUCCGUACUUAACCUGAAACUGUUCUUAACCUGAAGCACCACUUUAGCUAAUGGGGCCUCCUGCUGCUGCCGCUGCACCGCCGGAGCACAAUUUCUGUUCUCAUCCUGAAGCAAAGUUCUUAACCUGAAGCACUAUUUCUGGGUUAGCGGAGUCUGUAACCUGAAGCGUGUGUAACCUGAAGCGUAUGUAACCCGAGGUACCACUGUACAAGUCUGUGUUUCUAUAUUUCUAUCACACUUGUCUAGGGAUGGGGGGGAUUUGAUUUUGCGUGCAUAGUAAUGUGAAAACUACCUAAUUUGUACUAAUUCUUCAAACAAACACAUAGGAAUUUGCUGGCAAAGUGUGUAUGUUAAUCCAAACUGCAUACAAAAAUGUGUUUGUUGGGAGAACUUUGCACUGAAAUGCGGGUGAAUUUUCAUGAGGAGUUAACAAAUAACAGUUCGCAAAUUGCUGUGGAAAUGUGGAGAUCUGAAUUUAAGACGGGAAAUACAAGAAACUGAGUGGAACCAAAAUAGACAAAUUCAUCCAUCCUAGUCCUUGACCAUUGUCCCUACUGGCUGGAGAUGAUGGGCGUCUAAACUCAACAUCUGGAACAUAGCUGUCAACUUUCAGAUUUGAAAAUAAGGGAUCAGCAGCCUCAAAAAUAUUUAAUAUUUUUUUGGAAGCUGCCCAGAGUGGCUGGGGAAGCCCAAGCAGAUGGGUGGGGUAUAAAUAAUAAAUUUAUUAUUAUUAUUAUUAUUAUUAUUGAAAAUAAGGGAUCAGCAGCCUCACCUGUCCUGGGGACAGUCUAUGGGAUAUCUAACAAUCCGGGAUAGCAGCGGGAAACGGCGCUGGAAUAAGGGAAUUUCCCGCAAAAAAGGGAACGUUGACAGCUAUGAUCUGGAAGGUCACAGGCUACCCACCAGAGCGUAUGGGCUCCGUCUAACCCACAGAGGGAGAAUCUGUGGUCCUUUAGAUGUUGGGCUGUAACUCCCAUCACCUCCAUCAUUGUUCUGUUCCCUCUAAUAGCCUUGCUCUGAGCAAGGAGGUUCUCCCCACAAAGCCUAGUCCUUAUUGACUCAUUAUGGCUGCUGCCCUCCUCACCUGCCAUCCCAUCUCACUCUUCUGCUUGUUACCCACUUGGAUUCUCCAUCGUCUGGCCUGACUGCAUGCUCUUUACUCCUUUCCCUCCAGGGUCAACAGUAUUUUCAUGAUUUGUGGGUGGGGUGGGGAAGGUCAUGAAAGAAAAUGCAUUCUUUCCCCCCAGCUUGGAAUAUUUUCCCAGAAACUUUCCCCCCACCCCACCAUAAAUGAGAGUUUUUAUUUCCUCAAAUCCAGAGUCUCUUACGAGGUCACAUCCAGAGUGACACUGGAUGGUGGUGAGAGAUGGAAGGAAGUUCCAUGUGAUUCAAAUGCCUGCCGACCACACUGCCACUAAACAAAGAGAAGGUUGUGUUGCAUUGCAGUCUGAGUGACGUCAGCCCCUAGCCGUUACUUAAAUUGCGGGUUAUAUACAUAGAUUUGACCUUUACAUUAUUGCAUAUCCUGCUAACCAUAGUAUUUGUGGGUGCAUUUUAGAAGCACUUGCAAAUGCAUGGUAAACGUUACGUUGACAAUUUCCCAUGAAGCAAGCCGUUACUAGAAUCUGUAGCAUCAUAACGUUAACGUAGCAAGGGUCCUUUUCCAGUCCUAGGGCCACAUUCCUUUCUGGGUAGCCUCCCAGGGGCCACGUCCCAGUGGUGGGCAGGGCAAUGAGUGUAUAUUUUACUUUUGUACAACAGACUACGUUCUACACUCACUUGCAUGCUGUCAGCAAUAAAUCACACUGUGUCAAUGAAGUUAACUCUUAAUUCAAGGAAGCAGGUUGACUCAGGGGGUCAGGCCUAAUGAGCACAGCAACUCAUCCUAGUAGAUCUUGCUCCUACGAGGCACUUGUAAGGACUGAAGGUCCCCGCUUCCCCAAAGUUCACUACAUUUCCUCCUCCCCCAGGUUCUUCGCAAGCAGAGAAUUAUUUGCCUUGUCUGCCUUUGCUCCUCCCUCUCCAUACCUCUUCUGGUUCUGGGAGCUGGUUGCAGCAGGAUGGGGACAUGCCCGGCUUCUUCAGCAACCUGCCUCAUCUCUGUCUCUUCCUCUCCAGCCUCUGCUUCUGGACUGCUCUGCCACAGCCUCUUCCUGCUCACUAAACCUUGUUACCUAUUCAGCUUCCAACACCACUUCCUCCCCGUCGGCUCCCUCUUCUUCCUCUGACCACUCAUCUUUGUCCUACCGCUAUCAACAACCAACAACAAAUAGCUCCCCUCCCACAAACACUUUUAAAAGGCCAUACAUUGUUUAUUCAACCAAGGCCUGGUUAUAGAAAAAUGCUUCUGCCUGGCACCUAAAGAUUUAUAGUGAAGGUGCCAGGUGAGGCUCCCUGGGAAAAGCAUCCCACAAUUGGGAAGCCACCACAGAAAAGGCCCAUUCUCAUGCUGCCCCUCUCUGGACCUCUCUUGGAAGGGGCACACAAAUAACCUGACAUGUUGAUGUUAAAUACGAUUCUACUGUCUUUAUUUUUCUGUUCUUUUUUAGGUCUAGGAGGGGCCCUUGGUUACCUUACAGGUGCCAUCGAUUGGGGGCAUACCGUCUUGGGAAAAUAUUUGGGAUCAGAAUUCCAGGUGAUGUUCUUUUAUGCUGCUCUUGUGUUCCUCAUCUGCCUUAUUGUACACUUGUGCAGUAUUCCCGAAACUUCUCUCGCUGACAAGGUAGAAUCCGAAGCCCUGCUGAAAACAGCUGAGCCCUAUCCAUAUGGUUCCAUAGGAAAAGUCAAGAAUGGUUAUUUUAACAGCGGAUAUAAUGAAAUACGGGUUUUAUCUCGGCAAGGGAAGCCCACCCUCAAAGAAGACAUUCAGGUAAUUGUACCUUUUUUAGACUGCCAUCUCUGCCUUUAAUUCUAAUAUAUUUGACAUGGUAACCCUGGACCCUCCCGCGAAGUGGAAAGUGAUGUAAUCAGUUUGGAGGAUCAGGUUAUCCAAAAUAAAAAUGGAGGCCAGAACAUGGGGCUGGGUCCUGACUAAGUAAGUUGUGCCUAGUUCCCAUUGAAAUCAAAAGAACUUCAGUUAAGUCAUGACUAACUUGUCCUGUCUGUUUCAAUGGGACCUAAGUAAGUUCAACUACCUUAGUCUGGUUCCAACACAUAAUAUUUAUGAAUGGCCUAUUUCCUAUACUUUGGGCAUGAUCUUAAAAAGUUAGUUAUGAUGGAGGCUACAAUCUUAUACAGUACUCACUGAUCUGGGAAUAAGCCCCACUGAACUCAGCGGGACUUAUGAGUACACAAGCACAGGAAUGCAUUGUAGGCUCUGUUAAAGGCAGUGAAAUUGAAUGGGUGAUCCAGACAAACAUCACAUUACUUUUAGUGGAACUUAACUGCAACACACUUUCACUAGACUGUUCCUCUUGGAUAUAAUCAUUAAAUUACCCCAGAUUACACCGAGAUACUAAGUAUCUUGUAUGGUGGUUCCUCCCUUCUGACUUGGUGCAGAAAUAAGAAAUAUUGGGCGGGAUUCACCUGAUCAGCCCUUUUGGGGGAAGGACUUUCACUUGUGCAGUUGGGCUCCCACUCCCCCUGCACCUCCCAAAAUUGGCUUGAAGGUCAGGAGGACUCCCAGAACAGCAUGCAAGGAGAAGCUGGAAUGCUUGCACUGAUGGAACGAUUACAAGAGUGCAAUACUGAACUCCAAACAUCGAUCUCUGUGUGACUGUUAUCUGACAGGCUCUUCGUGAAAUAAGACCUUAUUGUGUCACAGUAAUUAAUAUUCUGUGGUCCCCUGUGAAUGAAACCCACAGUCUGCGGGCUCCUCUUCUAAUAGCUUUACAUUUAGCUUUACAUUUUUAAAGAUAAGUCGUUGGCUGCAAUCCCAGAGAGCAAUAUGUGUGCCCAGCUAUCUGAGUUCACUGAUCUUGAUUAACUUUGCUCGGAUUCCAUGUCUUGCACUUAGCCAAGAAGGAUCUUGGAUCUUGGCAAAGCAUCGCUAUAUUCAGCUGUCCCUCAGCCAGGUCCUCAAGUUAAUGCGUUUAGUGAAAAGGAGUCAGCCGGUCAGUACAUGCUGCAUUCAUUACAGAUGUCAACAGCUUUUGCAUGGUUCUUGGUCUAACAACACAGGAUUCUGAAUUGCAUUAAGCAUCUGGUGCAUUCUACUGAAACACUUAAAAAAAACAGCUCUUUGAAAAAGGACCUGGAAAUGGUCCUAUGCAUGCUUAUUUAGAGGUAAGUCCCACUUUGUUCGGUGAGGCUUACUCCCAGAUAAAUGUGCACAGGAUUGUAGCCAGAGUCUGGGGAAAAUGAAACGUUAACAUGUACCUUGUUUCCUAAAGAUAUAUGAAGAUUCAGAUAAGCAGAUAAUUUUGCAUCUAGAUCUGAAAAUGGCCAUGAGUCACCCAUGUAAAAACUGACAUAACUUUGGCCAGAAUUUUCUGAAGUGUUUAUUUUCAAGUGAAGUUGAUCUGCAUGAAUAUUUGGUAGCAAGUUGAUAUAUUUUGAAGCCAGUGGAGCUUACAUUCUGCUUCUUUGAUCACAGCUGUGUUGUGCCAGCCUUGUGCCAACAAGGAAGAUUUUUUCUUAGGAUUGUGCCAAUCUUGUUCUGGGAUCUGUAGAUGUGUUUUAUAUCACUGGCAAUAUAUACCAUGGUGAGCCACUGCUAAUCAGAAUUCAAAGUACUAGGCCAGAUUGAUCAAUGGUCUGACACUGUUGCUCUUGCGUCUGCUAAUCAGUUUCACAUCCAAACAAAAACGCAUUCAAGGAAAUUAUGUGAAAUGGAUUUUUUUGGGGGGGAGGCAUUUGUUUAUUUCAAGCUUGUUUACCCUGCUAUUUAAUCACACUUCCAGAGUGAUUCAGGGCUCCUCCAGACAAUCUAUUUAUCCAGCCUUCAUCUUGAUUUGUAUGCACAAAGUUUAUGCAUUGGUUAGACUGUGCCCAGACUUUCUUGAACAUUUGUUCUCAUUUGUUUACAGGGCAGUUAUACAACAAUGAGCAUUCAACAUGAUAUCCUUGUGGGGCGUUUGCAUGUCUUCCUGUUAAUCAUUUGUUCAGCCCUCACGUUUCAGUGCAUUUCCCUGUCACUUUCCUAACUGCAAAAAGUUGUUAAAAAACAGAUUUGCUGGAUCAGGACAGGUAGGCGUAUAAGGAGCAAUAGCGUUGCAAGCAACCAGUGUGAACAAAGCAGCACAAAAUUGAAUAAGGAAGACUUGAUAUCCAAAUGCACACCAGCUGGAUCUGAUAAUUCAGAUAGAAGUGAGCCUUGAGUUGUUGGUUUAGCUAAAACCCCAACUAUCUGAUAUUUCUAGAGAAAGUGCAUUCCUUGUUUCUUUAGCUCUUUAGCUGUCAGCCAGAGGCAAUUCCUGUGGGGUGAGAUGUCUUGUUUCACCUUGCCAACCAUUCAAAACAGCCUUCUGAAAGUUGCUUUCAUGUGCUGGUUUAUUUUCAUGCAAGGCAUCCACUCCCACAAACUUCUGCAUCAUCCAUCAGUAUCUGGAGAGACAGUGGUGUUACUUUUUAUUAAUAAUUCAUCUAAUAAAUUUAUAUUCUACCUUGAGGCAGAAUAGGUAGGGCUCCCAGGUGGUCUCCUAUCCAGGCACAAGACCUGACCUAGACCUCCUUAGCUUCAGCUGCACCAUUUGCCCACAGACCAUGCCCUGGGAAUAGUUCUCUUUUAAGAAUAUGGUCCAUCGGCCCAUCUAACCCAGUAUCCUUUUCACACAGUCGCUUACCAGAUGCUUAGGGGUAGCCUGUAAGCUGGACAUGAGCACAACAGCACUCUGCCCACCUGUGAUUCCCAGCAUACAGUAUUCAGAGACAUACUGCUUCUGACACAGGUGGUUAGGACAUAGCUUAGAUCUUCAUGAAUUUGUCUAAUCCUCUCUUAAAGUCAUCCAAGCUGGUGGCCAUCACUGUCUCCUGUGGGAGCUAUUUCCAUAGUUUAACUAAGUGCUGCAUGAAGAAGUUCUUUCUUUUAUCUGUAAUGAAUCUUCCAACAUUUAGCUUCAUUGGGUGUGCACAAGUUCUAGUUUAUGAGAUAGGAAGAGAAGGGGGACAAGAGAGCUGAGAAACUGAAGAGUGGAGAGACAGGGGAAAAAAAUCCUCCAGGCUGUUGGUGUAGCCUUAUUAGACCUUACCAAUUGGUAGGGUGAGCGUUGCUCCCAGAACAGGGAGGAAGGAGUCAAAUGACACCGAGGUUUGGUUCAGAGAAAGAGUUUAUUCUGCUCUCCGGAUAGCAGAAGGCACUGCGUGAAUCGGUUCACAGCAAGCACAAAAGCAGGAGAAAUUGCAUACAGUAUAUAUAUUCUCCAGGCACCCUCUCUCCCCUUCCCCAGAAAUCCUGACAUGCAAGCUUAUACACCUAAGUUGACAUCACAGAUGUUCCUGCUCCUGUACUCUUAACCAUAAAAGGGUGUUCCUGUUCCUGUAUUCCUUAUCUUGGGGUAAGAAGGUCACCAACUCUAACAGUACUCCUGGCGCCGUUCCUGGGGGGCUGACAAGGUCUGUGCGUCAGUGUGGUCAGGAUGUAAGAUAAGACCCAGAUGUGUCAUCCCUGCUCCACUUUGGAACUGGCAAGGCCAUUCAUUAGGCGUCACGGACUGAUAAAGGAGAGAGUUUUGUUUAUACAGCUGUGUUCCUGUUAUACAUUUGCUCAAGAGCUCAAGUUAAUGGUUUUUAGCUAAUGCACCCUUGGAGAAGGAAAAAUGGGAUUUUGGGGCCCGUUUCAGACUGACUGCACAGUCAGGUUUUAGAUUUUGGGGAACCCAUUCCUUCAUUGGGAGCCUUUUCAAUGAAACGUUGGAACAUCCUUCCUUUCAGGUUCAGAAGCAGAUGACCAUUAAGUCCCUCCUCAAAGCACUCCUAAGCAUGCCUUCCCACUACCGCUGCUUGUGUGUGAGCCAUCUGAUGGGAUGGACAGCUUUCCUUUCCAACAUGCUCUUCUUCACCGAUUUCAUGGGACAGGUAUGGAAAAGUAACCAUCUUUCCUCUGGGCAAAUUCAAAUUUUAGGAUUUAACUUUCAUUCACUUGCUUGUGCAGCAUGAUGGCAGAUUUCCACAGUUGUCAACAUCAAGAACAGGCAAAUUAGAUUUCCAAGAACAAAAAAUGGAUGCCUCCAAGCAUUCUUCAUAGAACUGGGUCCAUUGGGUAGCUGGAUUUUUCGUCUUUUACUUUUCAAAAAAGGUUUCUGCUGUUUAAUCUACCUCAGUCUCCAAAAAUGAAAAAUGGCAGUCAUAAAAACACAAAGGUUUCCAUUUGUGGUCUAAAUGUUUGAUUCCCCUUCACCUCACUCUUGAAUUCUGUAGAACUGAUAAUCAUACCAUACAUUUUAAAAUUAGAAACUAGAGAAGAAGGCAGAAACGAAGAUAUUGGAGAUAUACUUCAGAGGCCCAGACUAUGAGAAGCCCGAAAAAAAUUAAUAAUUAAUAAUUUGGACUGUAAUUUAGUUGUUUUUUAUUUUAGUUUAUUGUUGUUUUGUUUAAUUGGAUUAUAAUUGGAUUAUGAUUUGAUGGCUAUGUUAAUUGGCUGUUUUCUAUUGGAAAAUUAAUAAAAAUGAUUUUAAAAAAUAAAUAAAUUAGAAACUAGCAGUUAAUUGUUUUGUUUACCACAUUAAUGUAUGCGGCAUUUCCAACAGAAAUAAACCUGACAUUUCAGGCUCUCUGUUUGAUGCUAUUCAGACUUGUAUGUGGGUUUUUCAAGUCUGAUCCUUCCCCCUUGCUAGUGGAGGUUGUCACUGCACUGGCGCUACUAAGAACGGGAUAACCAAUGAGACCAUCUUGGCUGUGAGCCCUGGAAGACCUGCUCCCUGCCUUGCAGGCCUUUUCCCACCUGGGUUGUUGCUGUUAAUUUUCUGUAUGUUUAUUUUGGAUCUUAUGAUUUAUGUGGAAAUUGUUCAAUUUCUUUUUUUGAUGUCUUGUUGGUUGUUUAUGACUGCUUUUGCUGUGUAUGUAGUGGUGCAAUUUUGUACAUGUUGUAAGCUGCCUUGAGCAUGGUUUUAACUUUGGAAAGCCAAACAUAGUCUGCCCCACAAGCGAGGAUUGGAAACCAUGUUCAAGCUGAAGUUUACAAUCCUGGUUUUCAGGCAAGAGAGUAAGCAGUGAGUUGUAUCCCACAUUAAAGGUAAAGGGACCCCUGACCAUUAGGUCCAGUCGUGACCGACCCUGGGGUUGCACGCUCAUCUCGCUCUAUAGGCCGAGGGAGCCGGCUUUUGUCUGCAGACAGCUUCCGGGUCAUGUGGCCAGCAUGACUAAGCUGCUUCUGGCGAACCAGAGCAGCACACGGAAACGCCAUUUACCUUGCUGCCGGAGCGGUCCCUAUUUAUCUACUUGCACUUUGAGGUGCUUUCAAACUGCUAGGUUGGCAGGAGCAGGGACCGAGCAACGGGAGCUCACCCCGUCGCAGGGAUUCGAACCGCCGACCUUCUGAUUGGCAAAUCCUAGGCUCUGUGGUUUAACCCACAGUGCCACCCACGUCCCACAUUAGUCCUACUCAAAAUCAACCCAUUGAAAUGAAUGGGCAUGUCUAACAUAGGUCCAUUAAUUUCAGUAGGUCUGCUGUGAGUACCGGUAUAUCUUAGUUGGAUACAGUCCUAUGACUUAGCAGGAACUGGGACCACGUGUUUCUUUUGCGAGGGGAGAAAGAUGGAAAAGGAAAUUCAUGAGCCCCAGGUUAGUUAUUGUAAUGCCAAGCCAUGGUUUGGUGUGAAGAGACAUAGAGUAGCAUUGUGCUGCUGGAAAGCCUGUCCGAAACAGAAGCCAGACCGCAAUACUAUCAAUUCUUGGCCCUGCGCUAUUGGCAGAAAAUUGGCUGACAAUACAUAUCACCAUCACAAUUAAAGUCACCAACAUCAAAUAAACACAGAUGCAGUCCUGUGCACAUUUGCUUGGAAGCCAGUAUUUUGUGUCCUGUUUUAUUUAGAGGCAUGAUUACCAGCACAGCUUGUUCUUAUUCUUUUCUGUUUUGCCACACUGCAGAUUGUAUUCAAUGGUGAUCCUUAUGCACCUCAUAACUCCACAGCGUACCUAACCUACGAAAGGGGAGUAGAGAUCGGGUGCUGGGGAAUGUGUAUCAACGCCAUCUCUUCCUCGCUUUAUUCCUGUGAGUACUACCAACAAAUGGAUCACUUGCGAUCUGACCAAAAUAUAACGUGCAUUCAUACAGGCAGGGCAUUUCGCCUACAUUCUCUAUGUGACCAUACAACAACUUUGUAAGGUUGAUCGAUACUAUUUAUGCCCAUAUUACAGAAACAAAGUUGAGGCUGUGAGAAUGGUGGUUUGUGCCAAGGCUUCCUGGUGAUGCCAUGACAGAAGCAAGGUUCAGAAACAGGGCUUUAUGGUAGAGCUCAUGCUCUACAACCAUGUCAGCUAAUAAUAUAAAGGUAAAGGGACCCCUGACCAUUCGGUCCAGUCGUGACCGACUCUGGGGUUGCGGCGCUCAUCUCGCUUUAUUGGCCGAGGGAGCCGGCGUUUGUCCACAGACAGCUUCCGGGUCAUGUGGCCAGCAUGACUAAGCUGCUUCUGGCGAACCAGAGCAGUGCACGGAAAUGCUGUUUACCUUCCCGCCAGAGCGGUACCUAUUUAUCUACUUGCACUUUGUGCUUCCGAACUGCUAGGUUGGCAGGAGAAUAAUAUACUGACAAUAUUUUUAUAACACUGUACAGUGCUACCUCUGGUUAAGUACUUAAUUCAUUCUGGAGGUCCAUUCUUAACCUGAAACUGUUCUUAACCUGAAGCACCACUUUAGCUAAUGGGGCCUCCCACUGCUACGCGAUUUCUGUUCUCAUCCUGAAGCAAAGUUCUUAACCCGAGGUACUAUUUUUGGGUUAGUGGAGUCUGUAACCUGAAGCGUCUGUAACCUGAAGCAUAUGUAACCCGAGGUACCACUGUACUGUUUCAAAAUUCAUAAACAGAAGACAUAUAAUAUGUGCAUGGAGUCACAAAUUAAUAAGAAUCAAAUAUAUUUUCCAUGAACAGGAAUGGUAGGAGUGGUAAGUCUCUGAAAUAGAGGCAGAAUGCCUUUCCACAGUCAAUAUCCUACAAAUGUGAGAUGAUGAGUACCCCAAACAUCACAAUAGGGUGCUCCAAGCACAGCGGCAGACAGCAAAUAAAUGUUCCAUGAACAGGAAUGGUAGGAGUACAAGGUAUAAGAUUUCAAGCUUCCUUCAUUGAUAUGCGUGGUAAGACCCAGAGAGUAGUCUAGAGGUGGGAAAUCAAGUUUUUAGCUGCCGAAACCAAACAGAUUUCAUAUGCAAGCUCCUUGGAGGAAGCGAGGUACAAUUAGUAAGAUUCUGUCAACAGCUUCACUUUGAAGGAAGGUAAUAUUAUUUUCAAAGAUAUUGCAGACGUUUCACACUCCAGUUUGAUCUACAUUAAACAAUACAUAAACCUUGCUAAAUAAAAUAAUGUUCAGCAAUGUUUCCAAUGGUUUCCUUUUAGACAGAAAUCCCCCACCCCUUUCCCAAUCUUUUUCUUCCAACAGAUUUGCAGAAAGCGCUUCUGCCUUACAUUGGAUUAAAGGGACUUUACUUCAUUGGAUACCUGCUUUUUGGGCUAGGCACUGGCUUCAUUGGGCUCUUUCCCAAGGUGUAUUCGACUUUGGCCCUCUGUUCCCUCUUCGGCGUAAUGUCCAGCACAUUAUACACAGUGCCAUUCAACCUCAUUGCUGAUUAUCACAAGGAGGAGGAAGAGGUAAGUUAGAAGGGAUGGUUGUUGUCAGAUCCUUUCCUAUAGCAUCCUUGUUACAACGCCCGUGCCUUUCCCUCCCCACUCCUUUUCUGGAUGCUAUGCAAGAAGUGAGUGCAGAAGUCUACAGCCAGGUUGCCUCUCUUUAUUGCUCACACCUUGAAAGUCAGCUGAUGGCACCUGAGCCCUGCUUUUCUAGACUUUCUGCUUAAAAUCUCAGGGGAAAAUAAAUAGUGCUAAAAACCAGUGGAGUAGGCCUUAAAAAGGUAAAGGGGACACCUGACCAUUAGGUCCAGUCGUGACCGACUCUGGGGUUGUGGCGCUCAUCUCGCUUUAUUGGCUGAGGGAGCCGGCGUACAGCUUCCGGGUCAUGCAGCCAGCAUGACUAAGCCAUUUACCUUCCCACCAGAGCGGUACCUAUUUAUCUACUUGCACUUUGACAUGCUUUCGAACUGCUAGGUUGGCAGGAGCAGGGACCAAGCAAUGGGCGCUCACCCCGUCAUGGGGAUUUGAACCACCGACCUUCUGAUCAGCAAGUCCUAGGCUCUGUGGUUUAACCCACAGCGCCACCCGCGUAGGGAUUAAAUCUGCACACACUGAUUUAGAACAGUGUUUUGCACACAGUAUUCUUUGCUCACAAUAUUUUGUUGCAACGUCAUACACAGAAUGGGAUGAAAAUAAUCCCACCAAGAAUUACAUUUUAUUGGCUACGACAGCCUGGAUCAGCAAAUGUUCUGAAGGCAAGGCAGGAUGCUCAAGGAGCAGAGCUUCAUUAUAGAAGUCAAGGCUGAACACAUCUCAGCCUCUUGAGUUAGCUUCAUGAUCAGAAGAAGCUGCGGAGGCUGAACUUUUUCAAGGAUGUUAGAUUUUGUGUGGUUUAGAGGACUUGAGAGUUCAUCAAGUGGAAAGCACUGCAAGCCCGAUGUUUCAUACUUUAGUUGUGGGAAAUUGCAGUCAAACUAAUGUGCUAGUUAGUGCAUGACGGGGUUAAGACCAGAAAGGACUGUUCCUAAACUCAGCCAGGUCAUGCCCCCCCCCAACGUCCAUGAGGGAGAAAGUGAAACUUAUUUGAUUUCCUUUCCUCACUCUUUCCGUGCCAUGUAACAGACCAGGAUGCAUUACGUUCUGUAUAUUGCACCUGUGUUCUCUUUGCUACUGCAUGGAACAACGUAUGAACUAGACUUUUGGACUUAGUAGGUAAAAUUUUUAAAACUUACUUAACUGUAUGUGGUCUGAUCAUUGCAAGAAGGGUAGAGAGAGGGAGCAAGUGCUGUAAGCAAACUAAACAGGAUAUGAAAAGGGUCUAACAACCUGUAUUCCAUGUUAUAAUGCUGCUGAACUCUGAGAGUGUUUUUAACUCUACCAGGGUCUCUCUCCCACUGGAGAGGGCACCCAGCCGAUAUUUUUUUAAUUACCUACACGGGGCUCAUAGCUACUUUCCUCCCACAUACUAGUGAAAUUCAUUUUUCAUAGAAAAAAGUCUUGGUAACCUUAGCUUGUCACGAUACAUUUGCAGACAUUUGAUAACUAACUUCUUUGCUGAACUUUAUGCCCUCCUGUUAACAUAAGGCAACACAGUGGUCAGAAAACUGGGGAGAUCUGGAUUCACAUUUCCACUGAGCUAUGAAAUUCACUGGUUGAUCCUGGACCAGUCACCAUCUCUCAAUCUAAUCUACUUCACAGGGUUGUUGUGGGAUAAAAUGAAGAGUGGGGGGGAAAACCUGUAUAUGUUUAAUUUUAUUUCCAGAAAUUAGAAAACUCCUCUCUCUCUCUCUCUCUCUCUCUCUCUCUCUCUCUCUCUCACACACACACACACACACACACAUGUUCCUUUAUUUCCCUAGAGGAAAGGCAGGAUAUAAUUGUAAAAAAUAUUUUUAAAAAUAUGUAUUUGAUAUGAUGGCACUAGAAAGGUAGUUCAAUUGCAUGCUCUGUUAAUAAAAGAGUUUUUAUCUCCAGCUUUCUAAGGGUAAUUAUGGUUCAGCAAAUAAGAUAGUGUAUCAUUCAUGACAAGCCCAGACCAUCACAAACCCAUUUUAUUUAAUUAUUUAUAAAAAAUGCACUUCACAUUGACCUUGCAAUGCUUUUAAUUUAUCAUUCAGAAAGCACCCUUGUUCCCUGUUAAGUGUGAAUUGGAUGACUCUUCAGUCAAGUGCCCUGGAUUUCAAUGUAAGCUAGUAGGGAAACAUCAUACUUCAAAGGAGUUUUCGAUUUACUCCCCCAAAGCCCGGAGGACACAGCAUUUAACGGAACCUUAUGAACUGUCCAUGGAACACAAGGCAGAGUUUAACAGCCAUGCAGUCUAGCAAGUGGGGGGAAGUUUUAGCAAGAACUUCAAGGGAAAUCUCCUUUCAAAACCAAUGAAGCCAAUUGCCAAUUUCUGUAAAGGAAGUUGAUUCCGGGAAAGGCUAGGUACAUUCUACCAGCUUGAGUAGGGUUUCAGAGUAUGUGCAGAGUUCCUUGCCAGUCAUGUGGUUCGUGUGACUGUUCCCUAUUCUGUGCGGUUCCAGCAGCCCAGAGGCUGUUUCAGAAAACUGGGAGGAGGACACCAGAGCUUUAAAUCAUGCCACUUAUCGUGGGCACAAGAACAAAGUCUUGCCUUGCCUGCUCAUCAAGACUGUGUAGUAUUUGAACAGCUGAGAUUCAUGCAGUGAAACCAACAGGGCAGGAUUGUAUGGUCGGCUGUGCCUUGUUUGAUGGAGUUCCUAUAUCUGCUUGCUUUCAGGGCCAGACCGGAGGACAAGCCGGAGAGCACAAACGAGGAAAAGGUGUGGACUGCGCUGCCCUCACUUGCAUGGUCCAGCUGGCGCAGAUCAUUGUUGGGGUGGGCCUGGGCUUCCUGGUCAGUGCUGCUGGGAGCGUGGUGGUGGUGGUGAUCUCUGCCUCUGCAAUCGCUUUACUGGGCUGCUGCUUUGUAGCGUUCUUUGUUCGUUAUGUGGAAGAGAACAAUAAAUAG
Podarcis lilfordi (Lilford's wall lizard) is the source of this 18828-nucleotide messenger RNA. NCBI's taxonomy places the organism in Eukaryota, Metazoa, Chordata, Lepidosauria, Squamata, Lacertidae. The record is from the annotation of a GenBank genome assembly.